Protopolystoma xenopodis is the source of this 237-nucleotide messenger RNA. Lineage: Eukaryota; Metazoa; Platyhelminthes; Monogenea; Polystomatidea; Polystomatidae. The record is from the annotation of a GenBank genome assembly.
AUGAUGGACGAAAGCUUAGCCCGUUUCCACCCUAAACCAGAGAGGAUUUCUCGUGGACUACGUCAACCUGGAAGCCGUAUUAAAGCCCAAAGGCUGCAGCACAACGCGAAUAAUCUGCCCUCUUCUGCUGAGAUCGACCUCGAACCUCUUCUUCAUGCACUUUCCUAUCAAAUGAAGUGCAACAAUCGAAACCCGGUUACUCUUCACACCUAUUCUUAUGCUCUUCUGUGCAUGUAG